Closterium sp. Yama58-4 is the source of this 2253-nucleotide messenger RNA. The record is from the annotation of a GenBank genome assembly. Lineage: Eukaryota; Viridiplantae; Streptophyta; Zygnematophyceae; Desmidiales; Closteriaceae.
AUGCGUACUUCUUCGCUAGUUCAUGUCGUUUCCAUCGCCAGCGUCGCGUUACUGCUGGUAACCCGGUCGCUAGCCGUCGGCGAUCAUCUAGACGGCGGGAGGUUGCAAGCAGACGAAGGUCUUAAGCGCGGUCACGAGCUCUACAAGCAAUGGGAGGAGGCAUACGGGCUGCAAAAAGAGUCCCUUCUGCCCCCGGAAAAGAUUUCCCUGCCCGCUGACGUGGCAGCAGCUCCGCAUUUGGAGGCGUGCAGCGAGGUGUCGGCGCACAGACUGGCGGCGGAGCAGCGAGGGCCCAACGGGGAGUCCCCUGAGUGGGCUCGACCUAAAGACUGCUGCGGCUGCAACCCACAGCCUCCAUGGGUGUGUAUGGGUGGGGUAUGGGUGGUUAUGGGUGGGUAUGGGUGUGUAUGGGUGGCUGUGGGUGGAUAUGGGUUUGUAUACUUUAUCCCUCUGUUCCCCAUCGCAUCACCUUACCUGCUCGUGACGUCAAACACCUGUCCCGCCGCCUGGCCCCUGUCUCCCCCGUUCUCUCCCUCUCAUCCUUCUUCCUCCUUGCAGAUUCGCGGGUCAGACGCAGCCAAUCUGGGCAUGACACGUGUGGCACAGAGGGACAUCUGGGAGCAUCAGUUCCCGCCCAAUCGGUGUGAGGGGCGGCGCCUGCUCAUUGCUCACUGGGCGUACAUCGCCCAUGGGAUCGGAUCUCAGUUGCACAUAAUAACGGCCAUUCUCAGCCUGGCCAUGCGCCACAACCGCACGCUGGUUCUCCAGUAUCCGUCGUUUGAUCGUGCCAAGCACGACGAGUGCAAUGGUGAGUCUGCUUAUAGCGAGUACGAUGGUGAGUGUGCUUAUAGCGAGUGCAGUGGUGAUUGUGCUUAUAGCGAGUACGAUGGUGAGUGUGCUUAUAGCGAGUGCAGUGGUGAUUGUGCUUAUAGCGAGUGCAGUGUGACAAGAUUUAUCUCCCCGUUUGGCCACCCCUUCCUCCCUUCUUCACCCACACCAGCCACAGGAGCGUGGGGCUCGUUCAACUGCUACUUCUUCCCUCUCACCUCCCCUGACUGCGAGGAGGUCGCCCUCAAGUCCAACAGCACUGGGUCGCUUCCCCCCUGCUGCACGCCCAGCAACAAGGAGGAGGUGCUAGCAUCGGACCACCCCAUUGUGUGCUUCCACGGGGAGCCCUUCAAUGGGCUUCAAUUCGAAGCCAGCAUUGCUAGUUUGGUUGGCGUUCCAGGGAGGCCCUCGCUGUACCUCUCUGCCCCCACCGCACCACCUCCAUGCAGUCUACUGUCUACGCCACCACCUCCCACUCCCUGUUCUCCCCCCCCCUUCACUCCCUCCCAGGUGCACUGGUGGCGCAGCCAAGCCCUGCGAUUCAUGUUGCGAUGGCCCUCGCCGUACCUCUGCCAUCUCACCAACCGCAUCCGCCACGGCGCCUACGGGCUGCGCGUUGCCACCCACACCGUGCAGGCCCGCGAUCGCAGCGCCGCCCUCCUCCGACUCUACAACGACCACCUCGCUGCUGCCUCCCCCUCUUCCCUCUCCGCCUCUGCUGCUGGGACUGGCGCUACUGCUGCUGCUGCUGCUGCUGCUGUUGCUGGUGCUGCUGCUGCUGGGACUGAUGUGGUGUCCUCAACGUCUCUCCGCCCCUUUAGUAUCAACCACACCGAUCCAUCUUUCCUUUCCUUUGCCGACCCAUCCAUGCAACUCCGGGCCUGGCCCGGGCUCGGCGUCGCCAGCUGCUCAGGCUCGGCAAGCUCUCCAGGGCCUGCGCCCAGCUUCCGAGCCUAUUUGACGAGCCUGUACGAAGGGGUCGGGCGAGAGGUGUAUAUGCCUCGGCCGAUGGUGAGCCUGCACAUUCGGCAGGGCGACAAGGGGAGUGAGAUGAAGCUGAGCUCUUUCAACUCCUUCAUGUUCUAUAUGCACCGCCUCAGACUCCACGUUCCUGACAUCCGAUUCGUGUGGAUCAGCACUGAAAUGCAGUCUGUGAUCGACCAAUCAGCACAGUUCAAGGAUUGGACCUUCUUCUACUCACAGAACGAGAGACAGCUGGGCGACAUGCGGCUGAUCGACUACGAGAAGAAGGCAGGCAGGGCGCAGCUGGUGGGGGUGAGCUUUGCCAACCUGAUUAUUUCGUCGGAGUGUGACUACUAUGUGGGCGUGCUUGGGUCCAACUGGAACCGUCUGAUCAAUGAGAUGCGGGCCACGAGUGGCAGGGUGUUUGCUGGGUAUGUCGCGAUCAACAAUGGUGAAUUCUAG